This is a messenger RNA of Leptonychotes weddellii (Weddell seal), 1492 nucleotides long. The record is from RefSeq and is a predicted model, not a curated record. Lineage: Eukaryota; Metazoa; Chordata; Mammalia; Carnivora; Phocidae.
GGCUGAUUCAUUCGGGGGCUGGAGCUGGAAGCGCCGACGUCGGCUCCUGCGCCGGGCAAAGCCUCGCUCCUCAUUGGCUGGUUCUUGGGGACCGCCCUCCCCCUCUUGCCACCCCUGGGUUCCCUCCCGGGUCCGCAGUAGAAGCACUGCUCUCUCGCAUCUUGACCCCUGGGCCUUUUUCCUUUCCCUCCCGCCGCCGCCGUCGCUUCAGACGCCCCUGCUCCCGAAGGAGCUCCCGGUUCGGUGAUGGGGUCUCGGGCUUCCACGUUACUGCGGGACGAAGAGCUCGAGGAGAUCAAGAAGGAGACCGGCUUUUCCCACAGUCAGAUCACCCGCCUCUACAGCCGGUUCACCAGCCUGGACAAAGGAGAGAACGGGACUCUCAGCCGAGAAGAUUUCCAGCGAAUUCCAGAACUUGCCAUCAACCCAUUGGGGGACCGGAUUAUCAAUGCCUUCUUUCCAGAGGGAGAGGACCAGGUAAACUUCCGUGGAUUCAUGAGAACUUUGGCUCAUUUUCGACCUAUUGAGGAUAACGAAAAGAGCAAAGAUGUGAAUGGACCAGAACCACUCAAUAGCCGAAGCAACAAACUGCACUUUGCUUUUCGACUCUAUGACUUGGAUAAAGAUGACAAGAUUUCCCGUGAUGAGCUGUUACAGGUGCUACGCAUGAUGGUUGGAGUAAAUAUCUCAGAUGAGCAGCUGGGCAGCAUUGCAGACAGGACCAUCCAGGAGGCUGAUCAGGAUGGGGACAGCGCCAUAUCUUUCACAGAAUUUGUUAAGGUUUUGGAGAAGGUGGACGUAGAACAGAAAAUGAGCAUCCGAUUUCUUCACUGAAGGACUGAGACCAGACUGUUGCCUGCUUUCUAGUAUUUACGAACUGGAACUUGAGAGUCCUCCUGUCCACCAGCCCCACCUCCACCCCAUCAUUCCCCUUCUCCCAAAGUACUACUGCUGUUGCAUGACAACCCCAAAUAUGUUCUGUCAACGUAAACUUGCCUUUGGUGUAUAAACAGGGCAUUACAGAAUGGUACCCCAGUCUAUUUCUGUUCAGUAUCAUUCACCAGUUAUCUCCAUUUCUAAAUAUCAUCUCCCCUGGUUCGCUGCUGAAGGCCACAUGUCCAUCCCGUCUGAAAAAGUGAGAGGAAAUCCAUGCCAAGAACCAACCAGCAAAGCUCUUUCACUGGAUGUAGAAGACAGCCUUGCUGCCUUCCCUCCAGCCAGGCUUCGGCAUGCUCCUUCGUCCUUUUUUUAUAUGUCCUUUCCUUCCUACUUCUCUGUCACUUAGUUCUUCAGUCUCCCUGCUCUUCAUUAAGCUUCAGCCCCUCUCUUCUACUUGGCCCCCCAAGCUAUGCCUGUUAAGCGUGUUUCUGACUUGGCAGGAUGGUGGGCGGGCUGGCGGUUUUUGUCUACCUUUAUUCUUAAAUGGGUCUCUGGGAUAUUGCCUCUACAGGAGAUUUUCCAUAACCAACACUUCUCUCAAAAGAAUGGUCAU